This is a messenger RNA of Morus notabilis, 744 nucleotides long. RefSeq names its product receptor-like protein EIX2. The record is from RefSeq and is a predicted model, not a curated record. NCBI's taxonomy places the organism in Eukaryota, Viridiplantae, Streptophyta, Magnoliopsida, Rosales, Moraceae. Gene Ontology annotation, molecular function: protein binding. The transcript has a single exon. Bases 1 to 744 code for a protein of 247 amino acids.
AUGUACAUGCUGGACAUUGGUGAGAACAAAUUCGAAGGGACAAUUCCUCUCUGUAUUGGAAGAAAUCUCUUGGAGUUGAAGAUUCUUAUCCUUCGUUCAAAUCAAACCCAUGGCCACAUACCAGAUGAACUGUGUGCUCUUAGUUCCCUUCAGAUAUUAGACCUUUCGGAUAACAACUUGUCAGGUCUUAUUCCAAAAUGUAUUAACAAUUUCAGUUCCGUGGCUGUUAAAUUCAAGAACAAAUAUUUCUCCCUCGACAUUGGUGGAAGUAUUGAUGGUGGUUCUCUCAACUUGAGGGAGGUUGCGGAACUUAUGAUGAAAGGUAAGGUAGUUAUAUAUGAUGAGAUUCUUUCUCCUAUAACAAGCAUGGACCACUCGAGUAAUCAUUUGUUCGGAGACAUCCCCACAGAAAUCACAAGUCUUUCAAGUUUGCUAUCAUUGAAUUUGUCUAACAACCUCUUAUUUGGAGCAAUUCCCCUCCAAAUAGGGAAAAUGGGAGCCUUAGAAUCUCUUGAUCUCUCUCUGAACCAGCUUUCAGGAGAAAUCCCACCAAGCAUGUCAAGUUUGAGUUUCUUGAGCCUCUUGAACUUGUCCUGCAACAACUUGAGAGGAAGAAUCCCGACAGGCACUCUGCUCCAGAGCUUUGAUGCUUCCAGUUUUGCUGGCAACGAUCUAUGCGGUCGUCCACUCACCGAGAACUGCAGCUCAGGGGGCGUAAUCAUCGCUGUCGAAGAUAUGGGAUGA